GCGGUCCCCGCUCUGGCCUGCAGUUUCCCGGGCUGCGGGGGCUGGGAGCUUCGGCUUCCGCGGCCGGUCUGGCUAGUCGCACCCCCUGGGGGAAGCGCUGGACUGUUAUUUUGGGAGGGCUCCUGGUCCCCUAGGGUUUAUGAGAUUAGAGUCUAAUCAUUAGACCCAGCGACUCCCUCCGGGAACGGGAGGGCGGCCGGGUCCUAGUGCCCGCUGGCUCCCCGGGGCCGGGGCUGUGGGGUAGGCGGAGGCUGCGGCCCACGCUGAGAGGGACCGCGCCGCGUGAAGCCGUGCGCGGGGCGCUGAUGGCCGGACGCAUCUUGGGGAGGACUUUAGCCACCGUGUCUCUCUCUGUGGCCUUGGCCUCUGUGACUGUCAAGUCCUCGGGCCCUUGCGGCAUCCCGGAGUGCAGAAGCUCAUUUUCAUCGUGUGGGUUUCAUCUUAACUCCAAUAUCAUGUCUGGUUCUAAUGGUGCUAAAGAGAAUUCCCACAAGAAGGCUCGGACAUCUCCUUACCCAGGUUCAAAAGUUCAACGCAGCCAGGUUCCUAAUGAGAAAGUAGGCUGGCUUGUUGAGUGGCAAGACUAUAAUCCUGUGGAAUACACUGCAGUCUCUGUCUUGGCUGGACCUAGGUGGGCAGAUCCUCAGAUAAGUGAAAGUAACUUUUCUCCCAAGUUUAAUGAAAAAGAUGGGCAUGUUGAGAGAAAGAGCCAGAAUGGCCGGUAUGAGAUUAAAAAUGGAAGACCUAGAAACCCUGCAGGACGCACAGGAUUGGUUGGCCGAGGGCUUUUGGGGCGAUGGGGCCCAAAUCAUGCUGCAGAUCCCAUCAUAACCAGGUGGAAAAGGGAUAAAAGUGGAAAUAAAAUCACCCACCCCAUUUCUGGGAAAAACAUCUUACAGUUUGUUGCAAUCAAAAGGAAAGACUGUGGAGAAUGGGCAAUUCCAGGGGGAAUGGUGGACCCAGGAGAGAAGAUUAGUGCUACACUGAAGAGAGAAUUUGGUGAGGAAGCUCUCAACUCCUUACAGAAAUCCAGUGCUGAAAAAAAACAAUUAGAGGAACAGUUGCACAAACUCUUCAGUCAGGAACACCUAGUGAUAUAUAAGGGAUAUGUUGACGAUCCUCGGAACACUGAUAAUGCAUGGAUGGAGACAGAAGCUGUGAACUACCAUGAUGAAACAGGUGAAAUAAUGGAUAACCUCACCCUCGAAGCUGGAGAUGAUGCUGGAAAAGUGAAGUGGGUGGACAUCAGUGAUAAACUCAAGCUUUAUGCUAGUCACGCUCAAUUCAUCAAACUUGUGGCAGAGAAACGAGAUGCACACUGGAGUGAGGACUCUGAAACUGACUGCCACGGGUUGUAGCUCACAGCCUCAUGUAAGCCAAAGGCCAACAGAGGAGCAUGUACUGCAAAGAAGGCAAUAUCACAGAACUCAGACGAGCAAGCAGGGUUGGUAACUUGGAAAUUAUUUUAUUCACUUUUAAAACGAUUUUUUUUCAUGUAGAAGAUUUUACAUCAGAAUAAAAUUAGUAAAUAUGGUGAAAUAUAACAUGGUAUUUUCUGCUUUCCAGUCAAAAGAAAUAUAAACAGUCAUAUUUUAUAUAUAUUCGAUUUAAGCAUGCUUUUAACCAAAUUUAAACAGCUUCGAUGCUGUGAAGAAUUGUAAUCUGAAUAAAGAUAAAUUUCUGAUGAGCCCUGACUUCUGCUUUCCAUCUGGUUCUUGUUUGUCAGUUUUUUUUUUCUGUUCCCCUUGCUCUUCUGUGGUCUAAAGGGGUGUUCCUGCCACAUCAAAUUCCUUUAGGAGGAGCACCACCAUCAUGCAAUCUGAAUUAUCUUUUAAUUAUUGGCUUUACAUCUUGCUUUACAUGUACUUGUUGAAGCUGAUUUAAAAAAUGGAAACUUUAUUUUUGUCUUUAGAGCCGUCAGUUUUAUGAGGAAAUUUCAGCCCUCUUUUAAUUAAUAAAGAUCAAUAAAUAA
Molecule: messenger RNA, 1972 nt
Organism: Myotis lucifugus (little brown bat)
Lineage: Eukaryota; Metazoa; Chordata; Mammalia; Chiroptera; Vespertilionidae
Gene: NUDT9
Product: nudix hydrolase 9
Exons: 8
Coding region: 306-1358 (350 amino acids)
Cellular component (GO): mitochondrion
Molecular function (GO): ADP-ribose diphosphatase activity
Source: RefSeq, a predicted model, not a curated record